Messenger RNA from Sphenostylis stenocarpa, 7689 nucleotides. Lineage: Eukaryota; Viridiplantae; Streptophyta; Magnoliopsida; Fabales; Fabaceae. The record is from the annotation of a GenBank genome assembly.
AUGCAAGAAGAAAGGCAAAGGCUGGUGGCGGUGCCACGUGGCAUGGUUAGAGUGGAAGAGUGGUUUGGGGGUUUCAACAAAGAGGAAGAGAGAGCACAACAACUCUCUCUCUCCUGCCAUAUGUUGGCUGUAGAUUGGUGGCUUUGGUUGUAUUUAUUGUUUGUGGGUGCUGUGACAUACUCUGACUUGCUGUUGAUUGUGUAUGCUGCUGCUUUCUUACCUUUGAUGGAGAUUGUGUAUGAUUCUUCAGAUUCAGUCAGGAUUGCAAGUGGCAGUUUGGUUUUCAAAGAGGAGGCGAACUUUGUCCAUCCUGCUGAUGGAUACUUAAAUAAGAGGCAGUUUAUGGUGAUCAGGAAUAAUGUCGAUGCAGUGCCUAAAAUGCUUAACAGGAACUGGGUUUUAAAGCGUAAGCGAAGAAAGCUUCCUUUUGGGCCCGAUCAGUCCUCUGCUAAAGAGCAAUCCAACAGUAAAGAAGAAAAUUCACUAACAUCUGAAUCUUCUAGAAAUGCUUCAGCUAAACGUGCGCUAAAGACUGAAGUAGCUACAGAUCAAAUUUCAUCUAAGAAGAAAGGAAAUGAUGGGGAUAAAACUGGUGACUUGGCCUUGUCUCGUUCAGUUGGAAACAAUAUUUUUGUCGCUCUGCACUUCUGCCCAUUACCCUAUGUGUUCUGGCACUUUAACUGCAAGCUGGGCAUCCUGGCCUAUGUCUGUCUCAGACUGCUUGAGUUGAGAAGUCACACACUGCCGAUGUCUGGUGGCUUGGCAGAUUUAGUUAAGAUGUAUGUGUUAAAUUAUUACUAUGAAUGUGUGAUCUGCGAUGUUGGUGGCAACUUACUGUGCUGUGAUAGCUGUCCUCGCACUUAUCAUUUACAAUGUCUUGAUCCACCUCUUAAGCGCAUCCCUAAUGGGAAGUGGCAAUGUCCAAGUUGCUUUGAAGGGAAUGAUCAACUAAAGCCCAUAAACCAGUUGGAUUCAAUUUCAAAACGAGCAAGGACAAAGAUUGUCCCUGCAAAAUCAAAAGGUCAAGUUAACUCACUUAACCUUGAAAAAGUUUCUGGACUUUUUGGAAGUAAACUUAUUUCAAAGAAAAGGUCCUCAAGUAAAGGGAAAUCUAUUUCAACUAUGGGAGUCAAAUUCUUUGGAAAGAAAUUGUUGUCUUCCUCAGUUGAUGAAACUUGUGGUGACAAACCUAUUGACCCAUCUCUUGGGAGUCCUAUGGAAGGAACUUCGUCAUGUGUGGAUGCUGAUGAAAAGAAAUCAAGCUUGUCCCCAACAGACUCCCCUGUAGACAGGAAAUCAACUUCACCAGGCAAGGAAGUUUUAUUUCUCUCUAAAGUUACUGAGUUAGAAGCAAAUGAUGAACAUCUGGAGGGGAAGACUGAUUCAUCUUACAAUAAGACUCCUUUAAGAAAAACACUUGUUCUUGCUAUUGCUGCUAAUGGUGAAGAAGUGAGGAAAAGGAAGAAUAAAGUUGUUACUGACAGUGCUAGUCAGAAAAAGCAAAAAACUGAAAAGGGCAAAAAAAUUGCUAAUCCUUCUCCUAUAAAGUCCAAGUCUGGGAAUAAUAAAGCACACAAGAAGCAGAAGUCUAUAACCCAUAACAUUUCUGCAUCUUUACCAAAAGAUGAUGUUGGAAACAAGAAUUCUCAAGCCCAACAGAAAGAUGAGAAGUUCUCUCGUGUAAUGAAGGACACAUCAAAUGAACUGGAUAAAGCAGGAAAUCCUGUAGACGAAACUUUGAUGCACGAAGAUAGUGCUGUUGUUGAGUCUCUGCAGGUUGAUCGGGUUCUAGGGUGUCGAAUUCAUAGUGAGAAUACAAAUUCAUUUCAUAACUUGUCCUUGAAUGUUGAGGGUGGCUCACCUUCCGGUGCUCUGGUAGUAUCAGAAAAUCAGACCAGGCUACUAGAGGACAAUUCUGCUUGUCCUAAUGAUUUGGAUGAUGAAUCAACUGAAAAUCAUAUUGAUGAUCAAAAUGUCGUCAAGGGUUCUGAUGAAGAAGGAAAUUUGACAAACACUAAUAGAGUGGAAAAAAUUCAUGUAUACAGAAGAUCAAUAAUGAAAGAAAGUAAGAAAGGAAAUCCUGUAGAUUCAUUGAGUAAAUCCACUGAUGAUUUAGGUUCCUGUGCCAGGGAUGGUAAAGGUCAGGAUGAUUCUGCUGACCAGUUGAACAAACCAAAUGACAAGCUGGAGACAGAGGAGAGCAUUGAUGUUGCUUUACGAAGUGAGGAUAAUAGUGAGCUUCCAAAAAAUUGUGAAAGACAUCUCACUCUUGAAGCAAAACAAAAGGAAAUGAACGCAGAGAAGGGGAUGGGUGGCAGUAUUGAUGAUAAGGCUCAGAAUGCUAAUGUAGUUGAAUGUGCUGGUCCAAAUGGAGAGGAUGUUCUCUAUGAAUUUCUAGUUAAAUGGGUAGGAAAGUCUCAUAUUCAUGAUAGUUGGAUUUCUGAAUCCCAGUUAAAAGUUCUUGCAAAGAGAAAACUAGAAAAUUACAAGGCAAAGUAUGGGAUGACGAUUAUUAAUAUUUCCGAGGAGCGUUGGAAGCAGCCUCAGCGGGUGCUUGCCCUUCAAACUUCAAAACAUGGAACAUCUGAAGCAUUUGUAAAAUGGAGCGGACUGCCUUAUGAUGAAUGCACUUGGGAAAGUUUAGAUGAACCAGUGCUUCAAAAUAAUUCUCAUCUGAUUACACUUUUUAAUAAGCUUGAAACUCUCACGUUGGAAAGGGAUUCAUCAAAGGAAAAUUCAACUAGGAGAAACAAUGAUCAUCAAAAUGAUAUUUUCAAUCUUAUAGAGCAACCUAAGGAUUUGAAAGGUGGUUCUUUGUUUCCUCAUCAGCUUGAGGCUCUGAACUGGUUGCGUAAGUGCUGGUAUAAAUCCAAGAAUGUGAUACUUGCUGAUGAGAUGGGACUUGGGAAAACAGUAUCUGCUUGUGCUUUUAUUUCAUCAUUGUAUUUUGAAUUCAAAGUCUCACUUCCUUGCCUGGUCUUGGUACCGCUUUCUACAAUGCCUAAUUGGCUUGCUGAAUUUGCACUAUGGGCUCCAGAUGUGAAUGUUGUUGAAUAUCAUGGCUGUGCUAAAGCAAGAGCCAUAAUUCGCCAGUAUGAAUGGCAUGCAAAUGAUCCAAGUGGAUUGAAUAAGAAAACAGAAUCCUAUAAAUUUAAUGUGCUUUUAACUACAUAUGAAAUGGUUCUUGCUGAUUAUUCCCAUUUGCGUGGAGUUCCUUGGGAAGUUCUUGUUGUCGAUGAAGGCCAUCGACUUAAGAAUUCUGGAAGUAAGCUUUUCAGUUUGCUAAAUACAUUCUCCUUUCAACAUCGGGUACUGUUGACAGGUACCCCUCUCCAGAACAACCUUGGUGAGAUGUACAACUUACUUAACUUCUUGCAGCCAGCUUCAUUUCCUUCUCUAUCUUCAUUUGAGGAGAAAUUUAAUGAUCUUACGACUGCAGAGAAAGUUGAUGAAUUGAAAAAACUUGUUGCUCCUCACAUGCUUCGUAGACUUAAAAAGGAUGCCAUGCAAAAUAUUCCUCCCAAGACAGAAAGAAUGGUUCCUGUUGAGUUGUCAUCCAUUCAAGCUGAAUAUUAUCGUGCAAUGCUUACAAAGAAUUAUCAAAUAUUGCGGAAUAUUGGGAAAGGGGUUGCCCAACAGUCUAUGCUGAACAUUGUAAUGCAAUUGAGGAAGGUCUGUAAUCAUCCAUACCUCAUACCAGGAACUGAGCCUGAAUCUGGUUCUGUCGAAUUUCUUCAUGAAAUGAGAAUAAAGGCUUCAGCUAAGUUAACCCUUCUGCAUUCUAUGCUAAAGAUUUUACAUAGGGAAGGUCACAGAGUUCUUAUUUUCUCACAAAUGACCAAGCUUCUUGACAUUCUGGAGGACUAUUUGACUAUAGAAUUUGGGCCUAAAACAUAUGAGAGAGUAGAUGGAUCUGUUUCUGUAGCUGAUCGCCAGACAGCAAUUGCACGCUUUAACCAAGACAAAAGUCGAUUUGUUUUCUUGUUAUCAACUCGCUCUUGUGGACUUGGAAUAAAUUUGGCAACUGCUGACACUGUCAUCAUCUAUGAUUCUGAUUUCAACCCCCAUGCAGAUAUCCAAGCAAUGAAUCGAGCGCACAGAAUUGGACAAUCAAAUAGACUUUUGGUAUACCGGCUUGUGGUUCGUGCUAGUGUUGAAGAGCGCAUCUUGCAGCUUGCUAAAAAGAAAUUGAUGCUUGAUCAGCUAUUUGUAAAUAAGUCUGGAUCUCAAAAAGAAGUAGAAGACAUUUUAAAGUGGGGAACUGAGGAACUCUUCAAUGAUUCUCCUGGAUUGAAUGGGAAAGACAUGAGUGAAAAUAACAAUAAUAGUAAAGAUGAGGCAGUAGCCGAUGUAGAACAUAAGCAUAGGAAGAGGACUGGUGGUCUGGGAGAUGUAUACAAGGAUAAGUGUACUGAUAGCAGCAGCAAAAUUCUGUGGGAUGAAAAUGCUAUUUUAAAAUUGCUUGAUCGUUCAAUCCUUCAAGAUGGUUCAACUGAUAAUGCUGAAGGGGAUUCUGAGAAUGAUAUGCUGGGCUCAGUGAAGGUUAGGUACCUUUGCUUUGUAAAGGCCCUUGAGUGGAAUGAUGAACCAACUGAAGAGCAUGUAGUGGGUGAAUCUCCUCCUCCUGGGACUGAUGAUAUGUGUCCACAAAAUUCUGAUAAGAAAGAGGAUAACCCAGUGAAUGUACAUGAAGAAAAUGAAUGGGACAAACUACUGCGUGUGAGUGUCACCAGACCACUGAUUUACACUACUCUGACAAACAGAUGGGAGAAAUAUCAAAAUGAAGAGGAAGCAGCUCUUGGUCGAGGGAAGAGGCAGAGGAAAGCUGUUUCUUAUAGGGAAGUAUAUGCUCCACAUCCAAGUGAAGCAAUGAGUGAGAGUGGUGGUGAAGAAGAAAAAGAGCCAGAACCAGAGCCUGAGCGUGAAUAUACACCAGCAGGACGGGCCCAUAAGACAAAAUAUGUCAAACUCCGAGCACGGCAAAAGGAGCUACUUGCCCUACGGAAGAUGAUGAAAGAAGCAAAUCCUGCUGAGGGACUUCCAAAUAAUGAACUCACGCAUUCGCCAGCUAUUGCCAAGGGUGGAGAUCUAGGGGCUGGACCGAUGCACUCAGUUCAAGAGGUGCCUUCUAUAAACUUAGAGGACAGCAAGUACACACAACUUUCAGAAGCUCAGAAUAGCAACACUGACUCCUUAUCAAGGAUUGACAAACUUUCCAAACAUAAAAUGAGCAGUCAUUUUGAUGCUUCUGUCAGUAAUCUAGGCCGUUCUCUCCCUGAUAUUUUUCUUCCAAGUCACCCUAAGGGGGGGCUGAGCAUGACAAAUAAUAUGUCCACCAACAAUUUGUUGCCCGUACUAGGGCUUUGUGCUCCCAAUACAAAACAUAUAGAGUCAUUGGAAAGUAAUACUUCAAAGUUAAAUUGGAGGCAACAUAGACAUGGAUCCAGACAAGAGUUUCCUUUCAGUCUUGCCCCUUGCUCUGGGACAUCCAUGGAUGCUGAGGUCAGAAAUAAGGAAGUGGUAACAAAUACCAAGCUAGCAGAUGCAUCAACAGAAAAUUUACAACCAAGUUUCAAAAAUAGUAUCCCUGAUAACAGUCUUCCAUUUGUUCCAUUUCCACCCUCUGUGCAAGGAAAGGAAUCCGAUGCAUUUGAAAAUUCUGGUGCUAGAUUCUCUCAUUUUCAGGAGAAGAUGGCCUUGUCCAACCUGCCAUUCGACGAAAGGUUGCUGGCCAGGUUUCCACUCACAACCAAGAGCAUACCAAAUUCACAUUUGGACCUUUUGCCUAAUUUGUCCAUAGGAGGAAGACUUGAAUCUUUGAAUGGAGAUCUUCCAACAAUGCCAGCAUUGCCUAAUUUCAAAAUACCCCCUGAAGAUUUAUUCAGAUAUAAUCAGCAAGACAGGGAUGUACCCCCUAUUUUGGGUUUGGGACAAAGGUCAACCCCAUUCUCAUCUUUCCCAGAAAACCAUAGGAAGGUGCUUGAAAACAUAAUGAUGAGAGCAGGAUCUGGAUCAAGUAACUUAUUGAAAAAGAAGUCAAAAUCAGAUGGGUGGUCUGAAGAUGAACUUGACUCCCUCUGGAUUGGUGUUCGUAGGCACGGAAGGGGUAAUUGGGAUGUUAUGCUUAGAGAUCCCAAGUUAAAGUUUUCAAAGUAUAAAACAUCUGAAGAUUUAUCAGUGAGGUGGGAAGAGGAACAGGUAAAGGUCUUUCAGGGGCCAGCUUUUCCCUCACAAAGAUCCUCCAAGACAACAAAGUCUGCCAAAUCAGCACAUUUUCCAAUCUCUGAUGGUAUGAUGGAAAGGGCCUUGCAUGGGAGCAAAUUUCUUUUGCCACCAAAAUUUCAUAACCAUCUGACUGACAUGAAAUUAGGGAUAGGUGAUUCUGCAUCUGGUCUGUCACAUUUUAGUGCAUUGGACCGACCAAGUUUGCAAAAUGAUCAUUUUGUACCUCUUCCAUCUUGGAGUUAUGAUAAAAAUAGAUCUAAAUUUCCUGAAGGUGCUUCUGCUGAAACAUCUGAUAGACCAGGUACUUCUUCCAGUGUACUGACUGAACGACCAUUUCUGCUCAAUUCUUUUGGAACCAGUACCUUGGGCUCUUUAGGUUUGAAUUGCUCAGGCAACAUUGAUGCACAGCAGAAGGAGGAUGACCAAGGAAACACCAAGCGUGGAAAGUUACCCAUACUUCUAGACGAACCACCUAUUGAUAUGCGUGAUAAUCAAGUUAAUGUAGGAAAUGGUGAGUCUACUAGCUCUGGAUUGUUAUCUAACCCCAUAAGAUCUGAUCUUUUACACUCAAAAGGAGAGGAAGUGGGUGGUAGCAGUACUUCAAAAGACAAGCUUCCCCACUGGUUACGAGAAGCUGUGAGCUCCCCAGCCAGACUUCCCGGGCCUGAACUGCCACCCACAGUAUCAGCCAUUGCUCAAUCAGUUCGCCUGUUAUAUGGGGAAGAUAAGCCUACAAUUCCUCCAUUUGUGAUUCCUGGACCACCUCCUUCCCUACCAAAGGACCCCAGGUGUAGUGUCAAGAAGAAAAAGAAGAGAAGAUCACAUAAGUUCAAUCGAGGUCUUCCAGAUUUUGCUGGCAACAUCAGGGACUUGCACAGAAGCCACCAUGUUGAUAAUGGUGCCUCAAGCUCAAUGGGCCCACCAUUGCCUCUACUUUCUCAGACAGGACCUCUUGGAUCUCAGCAGAUUGAGUCUGACCUUAACUUGCCUCUAAAUUUGAAAGGGGCAAACUCGUCACACUCUUCCAAAAAAGCAAUUUCAGGGAUGUCUCCAUCUCCCGAAGUGCUCCAGUUGGUUGCAUCCUGUUCUGGCUCCCAUCUUCCAUCGAUCACCACCGGUGCUUCAAACAUUCUUGACAACAAGCUUCCAAUGCCAAGGCCUGUUGGCAGAGCCAAAUUUAAAGACUCAGAAGGUGCCUUCAAAAAUAAGAAUACUAGGCAGGUUUCACCAAAAAUUUGGUGUCCACCUCUAGAGCAAGAAGUACAUCAUCUUGAUAGUGGAGAUUCCAGCAAGACUCAGUCGGAUCCCUCUCGGGUUGAACGGCCCGAUGAAGUGGAGGUGUCAUCUGAGGGAACUGUCUCAGACCAUGCUGAUAAACCUAUGGACAAUCUCAAGAUGGAGGUGAUGAGUGAGUUCAGUGUUCUCUUUAGCCUUUGUAGCUACAACAUUGGUGUGAUCAAAUAA